AAAUUUUUUACAUUACGGUCGCUUCUGUUAAUAAAGAUCAAUAAAAUUUCUCACGAAAAUGAUCCAAUUAGAAUUCAUCAAAUUCAUAUGGUAUGACUUUUUUUUAUUUGUAUUUUUUUCUUUUUAUAUAUUUUAAAAAUUUUAAAAAUUUUUCAACGAUUUUAUUUUUUAGAAUUUUAAUUCAAAAUUUUCUCUCCUGCUCGGACCAUUUACUGCCCAUUUAUGGAAUGACCAACAUUGCACUUUACUUCAAGUGCCCCUUCGGAAGGUUGUUUCGAGUUCCAGUGUUGUUAUGAAUUUUUUUUCGAUACUGGGCCAAAGGCGUGACAUUACUACGAGUAAUCAUUUUUUAUUUGUUUGAGCUGUGAAAC
This is a messenger RNA of Rhizophagus irregularis DAOM 181602=DAOM 197198, 371 nucleotides long. Lineage: Eukaryota; Fungi; Glomeromycota; Glomeromycetes; Glomerales; Glomeraceae. The record is from RefSeq and is a predicted model, not a curated record.